AUGACGGCCGGCUCCAAGCUGGGCGACGACGAGCUGUACCAGCUGUACUGCCUGCUGCGCCUGCUGCGCCUGCUGCGCGCGCUGCCCCAGGCCGACAGCCUGUCCGACACGGAGCGCAGCUGCGUGGCGCGGGCGCUGGAGCUGGAGCUGGACCUUAAGCAGGCCUGCGAGCAGGCCAACAACCUGGAGGGCUGGCGCGGCUCGGUGAAGGACGGCCUGCGGGAGCGGUUUGAGGAGUCUGCUGUGGUGGAGGCGCAGGGGGGCAGCCCGCGCAGGGGCAAGCACUGCGCCUUCUGCCGACACAAAAGGAGGAAGAAGAUCUCGAUGCACACGCUGCACUUCAAAGGCCUGCGCAGCCAGGUGGCGUGGCUGGAGCCGGAGCUGGCGGAUCGAGGACCGCUGGUGGAGGAGGGCCAGCCUGGGCAUCAGCUGAUGCCUAACGUGUAUGAGCAGGCAAGCGGGUGGCGGGCUAACAGGCACGGCGACAAGUCGCAGGAGAAUGCUCGGGUGGUGAGGGCGAUGCAGGGUGUGAUGUAUGCCGCCGUCACGCCGCUGACGGAAGAGGAGCAGGCGUGGGGCGUGGAUGCCGAGGAGGAGCUGGCCAGGUUCCGGGCCAGAACGACGCGGCGGCGGUGGCCCCGCGACGGCGGCGGUGGCGCCGGCGGCAGCGGGGACGACACCGGCGGGGACGAUAGCGGCGGCGGCGGCGGCAGCGCGGACAACAGCGGCGGGGAUGACAGCGGCAGAGGGAACGGCGGUGCUGGCGCCGCGAAGGACUCGGGUGGGGCAGGCGGUGGCGGGCAGCGAGCGGCGGCCGCUGUGGCCGCAGCCAUCGCUGCUUACGCCAGCAGCCGCCAGGGCGCAAUGCCUGCGCAGCCACCGCCUCUGCCUGAGCGCUCGCGUCAGCUGCCAUGGCAGCAGCAGCUGGAGCAGCAGCAGGAGCAGCAGCAGCAGGAGCAGGAGCGGCAGCAGGAGGGGCCCUCCCAGUCGCGCCAAUGGCACAGUUCUCAGCAGCAGCAGUCGCAGCAGCCCACGCCGCAGCAGCAGCCUCAGCAGCAGGCGCAGCAGCGGCGGAAGCCUGGGUCUUGCUUCACUUGUGGCUCGGAUGAGCACUGGUACAUGGAGUGCCCGCUGAGGCAUGCGUGCCUCAGGUGCAAGCAGCCCGGGCAUGCCAGCAGCCAGUGCCCACAGAGGUACCCGGGCCACUGCUACAAGUGCGACCAGCCGGGGCACUGGUCCUUUGCCUGCCCUGCCCGCGGAAGUGUACUUCGGGCUGGAAAACUUUAG
Chlorella variabilis is the source of this 1287-nucleotide messenger RNA. RefSeq lists its product as hypothetical. The record is from RefSeq and is a predicted model, not a curated record. Gene Ontology annotation, molecular function: single-stranded RNA binding; zinc ion binding; translation regulator activity. Bases 1 to 1287 code for a protein of 428 amino acids. The transcript is spliced from 5 exons. NCBI's taxonomy places the organism in Eukaryota, Viridiplantae, Chlorophyta, Trebouxiophyceae, Chlorellales, Chlorellaceae. Gene Ontology annotation, cellular component: cytoplasm. Gene Ontology annotation, biological process: positive regulation of cytoplasmic translation.